AUGCAUCGGCAAGUAAUUCGAUCGCUGAGCGUUGAAGAAACUUUUGAACAGCCUCAAGCCGUCUAUUCGGCUCGGGUUGUCGAAGUAGAAGAAUUGGAUGACGAGGAUUGGGAGGAAUAUAUUCCAAAAGAAAAGCACGAAGAAACACGAAGAAGUUUUGUCAGCAGGAGGCCUCAGAAAGCGCCGGAAACGAAGACAACUCCACUUCGUCGAUCAAAGCGGCAUCAGGAAAAGCAUAGGGCAAGCAUUGCCAGCAAAGGCUCUGGCGAUGAAGACGAGGCAAAUUCAUCGGAUCAGGUCUUCAACCUGGGAAAUUACUUCUCAACAAACGAACAUGAGCGAUCACAACAAGCGUUCUUCAUCUUCGAGUGGGAAAGAUCGUUCGGAUCAAUUAUGAAAGAGAGUUGGAGAUUAUUGGCGCAGCAGAAGAAAUCGAGCAUU
Molecule: messenger RNA, 441 nt
Organism: Mesorhabditis belari
Lineage: Eukaryota; Metazoa; Nematoda; Chromadorea; Rhabditida; Rhabditidae
Source: the annotation of a GenBank genome assembly